GAAGUGGGUGUGGGAUAUAUGGAAGCAGCUGGCUUUGCUUAGCAGUUAAAUUGCUUAUAGAACAUUCAGACUUUUGAAUUCAGUCUCUCCCACAAAUUUUCUAUUUCUCUGGAUACAAUAUAAUUUCGGUUAUAUAUAAUUUUCGGUUGCUGGUUGGUUUGGCUAUUUAUGAUUUAUAUUAAAGAAAACACAAACCUCGAAUAUUAACGGUAUAUUGCACAGCCGAUUUCGAACUUCGAGGUGGUCACACUGGUGGAUGUCACUGCUGUGAAACGGGGCAGGACAAAACAAUUGACGAAUAGGAACCGAAACCCACCCGGGAUCGGAAUGGCUGGAUUUCUGAAGACAAGAAAGCGCAGCCGGGAGGAUGAUUUGGCUUGCGAGUCGCCCCUGUCGAAACGCAUCAACAACCUGAAUCUGAACUACGAGGACGGAAACAGCAACAGCAGCAACAGCUGCAGCAUUCCGCCACUGUCGGGUGGAGGAGCCACUGGUGGAUCCGGCGGGUCCGAUGCAGCCGGAAACGGUGUGGCGGCCGGAUACGAGUACAACCCAGAACUGGGAGCCGAACAGAACCCAUUUUACUACGAGAAGAACAAGGUGCUGUACGAUCUGCACGUCGAGCGCAUCAAGCGGAGCAACCAGUAGCUAGUGACUAUGGAUUCCGGUCCGCGAGUCCAAGUCCUGGCACAGCCAUUUAAGUGCCAACACGAGUUAUCUGCAACAACACUCUGUAGUUAGUCUAAGUUCAAGUAGUUCGCCUCCGUUCAUUCUACUGUGCGCGCACGGAUUUGGAUAUAUGUAUCUGGAGUCACUAGCGUUUGUGUGAUAAGCAUUGUUUAUUUACAUGGCAUUAGCAUCGUCCCUGAUGCAUCCACAUAAUAAUAGUAGUAUAAAUCGAGCUAAGAGUCCAUCAAACACGCACAUGAAUAUACAUAAACUAAGUUCAUCGGUUACCAUCCCUUCAAUAUGUAUUUAUAAUCCUGCAUAUAUACUUUAUUCUAAGAAUAUUGUAAGAAAACCUCCAUAUCUUUA
Messenger RNA from Drosophila sechellia, 1035 nucleotides. RefSeq lists its product as uncharacterized. The coding region runs from base 328 to 648 and encodes 106 amino acids. The record is from RefSeq and is a predicted model, not a curated record. NCBI's taxonomy places the organism in Eukaryota, Metazoa, Arthropoda, Insecta, Diptera, Drosophilidae. The transcript has 2 exons.